AUGGGUCUGCACCGAGAAUGCUGGCUACUGCCCUUUGGGCUGCCUGGUGGCACACCUGGUGCUGCUGCUCAGCGCGCCGCGGCCUGUGGAGAUUCGACGCCCCGAGCCUACCGACUGGACGCGCAGCUCUUCUCCCCAACCGCCCUGCACACCUGGGAGAAGCUGGGUGUGGGCUUGGGCUACUUCCUUUGGAACCCCACUGGCUUCAAGCUGGCGGACCUGCUGUACAGCGGCUGGCCCUUGUUCGCAUUGCUCCGGGAGAUGCGCCUGCCCUUGGCCAGGCUGGCGAAACUCAGCACUGGUGAGACCCACGCGGAUGAGUACUUUCACAUCCUGAAGCUCCGCAGGUCAGCAGUUGCGACGGGGAGCCGGCAAUCCGUCACAGAAUGGAUGGCUCGCAUCAUUUGCAUCUACAAGCCGGCCUGGAUGCAGGACACGAGCUGCCCCACUUUGGAGGCAGAAACCGCUCUGGAGAAGGCUGAGGAGCUGCUCCGGAAGGCCGGUCAUGCCAGCAAGUCCGCGCUCCUGGGCUUCGAGGCGCAGCUCGCGGUGGCCGAGCAGGCGCUGAAGCGGCUGCUGCGCUGGUUCCAGCCUCUGCCCGGCGAGUUCCAAGCCCCGGCGGCUCGCCUCGCCGCAGGUCUGCUCAUUGCGGGUGAUGUCGCUCUCCCGCGGCUGGAGCGGCUGCAGCGGCUGCUGCAGAAGAUGGAGGUGCGCUGGCCAACAUCGGAGGAGAGGCUAUUCCCUGCGCAAGAUUUGCCGGAACAAUUCGCAUUACUGGCAGAGGCGGCAUACGUGCAGCGGCUCUUUGAUCAGCUGACAAGGCCGGUGUUGACCUUCCACGACACGAGGCCGGAAGCGCCCCACGAGGCCUGGUUGGUCUUCCUGUGGGGCGGUCGAGAUGCCAAGGCCGAGGCACGUGCUUGGGUUCAUGGCGAGGCAAUCCGGACGUUGGCACACUCCGUCCGGAAGGCCGAGGCCGUGCAAGGGUCACUGGUGCGCCAGCUCAAAGCGAACGCCUCAGUUAUGCGAGCAGACUGGACCCAUGCUGGUGCCACGCCGCUGUCCGAGCUGGACUGCAAUGCAACCUACUCGGGCACGGUGACCAAUGUGGGCCAGUUUGGCGUGUUCGUGGACUUUGGCGCGGUGAAGGAUGCACUGCUGAAGGUCCCCACGAAGUUGGGCCGCAGACUUCGGAAGGGGAUGGAGUUGGAGGGCCUCGCCAUUUUGUCACUCGAUCCAGAUGCUGGCAAAGUGGUCAUGGAGGCUGACGAGGAGCAGCUGUCCGAGCUGGAGCCGAGGAAGGCUCCGGCUCGUGCACGCUCAGCCUCGCGGCCGCGGAAGAAGCGGACCAACUGGGAUCACGAAGGAGCGACGCCCUUGGAGGAGCUGCGGGUCGGGGAUAUCUGCGAGGGCCAGGUCACCAACGUCAGCGUCUACGGGGUCUUCGUGGACAUCGGGGCGACCCGGGACGCUCGCCUGAACGUGCCGGCGGCGAUUGGCCGGAGGUUCCGCAUCGGCGAUGAGGUGCAGGACUGCACCAUUGACAUGAUCGACCUGGAGCAACAGCGCAUGAGCGCCAUGCUGCCGGAUCCAGAGGAAGCCGUGCGGCACCUGCCGCCCAAGGAAAGGCAGCCGAAGGAGCCGAAGGAGCCGAAGCCGCAGCCGAAGGAGCCGAAGCCGAAGUCGCCGGCGCAAGCCACGGCCGGCAAGGCCAAGGCUAAGGCCAAGAGCCGCGCCAGCUCGGAGCCGCGCCGGGCAGGCACCGAGCCAGCCAAAAGCGCCCGCGCGCUGCCGGCGCGCGCCGCCUCCGUGGGGCGCGGUGCCACCAGGGGGCGGGUGGCCCCACGCGCCACCGCGCCCAGAGGAGCGAUUCCGCUGGAGGAGAUUUCGGUGGGCGAUGUCUUUGAGGGGACGGUCACCAAUGUCACCACCUCUGGGGUCUUUGUUGACAUUGGUUUGGUGAGAGAUGCGCGGCUAAACGUGCCAGCCUCCAUCGGAAAGAGAUUCCGGCGCGGUGACGUCGUGGAUGAUUGCACCGUGGAGAACAUCGACCUGGACCGGGAGCGCUGCGCCAUCUCUCUUCCAGACCCUCAGGCGGCGGUGCGCCACCUGCCGCCCAAGGAGCGGGGAGGGGGCAGUGGGGGCACUGCCCCCGCGCGGGAGCGGGCGCCCCCGCUCCCCUCGCGCCCGGCGCGGUCGCCGAUCCCGCCGCGGGAGAGGGAGCCACCGGCACGGGAAAGGCGGGGGGCGUCGCCCAAGCCGGCGCCGCGGGCCAAGGCCGAGGCCAAGGCAGCGCCCAAGGCCCGGCCCGAGGCUCGGCCCAAGGCCCGGGCCGAGUCGCAGCCACGAGGUGGAAGCGGAGGAGGUGGAGGAGGCGGAGGCGGAGGAGGCGGAGGCAAAGGAAGAGUUGUGCCCAUCGAGAGGCUUCGGGUGGGGUCUGCAGUUGAUGGUAUUGUCACGAACAAGAACCAGUUUGGUGUCUUCGUGAGCAUCGGCUGCAGCAAGGAUGCCAGGCUCAAUGUCUCGAAGGAGCUCGCCAAGGACUUCCGCAAGGGCGAUGAGAUCUAUGGCAUGACCAUAGAGAGCGUCGCUUGCAGCUGGCUGGAGGACUUGGAGAAGAACCAGAUCUCCUGCAGCCUUGAGGACCCCGAGCUCUUCGUGGAGGAGGCGCGGCGCAGGCCCUUCCUGGUGCUCACCUCUGGAGAGCUGCCGCAGCUCCUGGUGGAGGAGCUUCAGGCAUCGCAUCUUCUGGUGCGGCCGGUAGACCACAACGAGACGGAGCCUCCGUGGAUCUCACCGCGUGCGAGGCGCAGCGCCUGGUUCUCGGAGCGGGGCCUCACCCCGAGCUUUCCGCAGCUGGCGGCCUGGCUGCUGCCCUACCACAGGGCCGGGGUCGUUGCCGACACCUUGGUGCUGGAGAACUGUGAUGAGCUCUUUGACUUGGGGCCAGUGCCGUUUGCGUCUGGCUAUGAGAUGCACCAGGAGCAGCUGGACAUCUCGCGACACGACGGGAGUCGUACCUACAUGCUGAAUGUCGGAGUCAUGACUUUGCAGCCAGACCCGAACUUCCUGCGCUACAUGCGAGCAGUGGCGGCAGGCUACGGAUGCUUUCCGCGGGCGCCUGGAGCACUAUGCGGAGGGCACCUUCCCAACCUUCCAGCAAUUCCUGGACAUCUUUCUCUUGGAGGCGACGGACCGGCGAGGCUUUGCCUCCUGGAACCAGGGCCGAUUCCUAGGCUGCGCUGCUUCGGAAAUGGGUGUGGCUGGCAGUGCCUGGGCGCCGGUGCAUGCGGAGGAGCUGUUGGUUCCAAGCCGGCUGACGGCCUUCGACCACUGCCGCCUGCCUUUGGAUUACCACUUCCUGGCAGACUUCCCUCACGUAUUUCAAGUCGCGGUGGCCGGGCUGGAGCAGGGCCUCCACGCCACAGCCUUCCUGGCGCGGCAGAUGCGGAAACCCAAGAUCCUCCAUUGGCCGGGUCUGCUGCGGAAGCCCUGGCAGCGCUCUGCCGUGGCGAGCAGCGGCUGGGAUGA
Molecule: messenger RNA, 3531 nt
Organism: Effrenium voratum
Lineage: Eukaryota; Dinophyceae; Suessiales; Symbiodiniaceae
Source: the annotation of a GenBank genome assembly